Molecule: messenger RNA, 7319 nt
Organism: Lonchura striata (white-rumped munia)
Lineage: Eukaryota; Metazoa; Chordata; Aves; Passeriformes; Estrildidae
Product: tropomodulin-2
Biological process (GO): pointed-end actin filament capping; actin filament organization; muscle contraction
Cellular component (GO): cytoskeleton; striated muscle thin filament; myofibril
Molecular function (GO): tropomyosin binding
Source: RefSeq, a predicted model, not a curated record
CUGGAGAGCAUAAACCCGGGACAGGAGCAAUGGGUGUUUCAGCCCAGCCUGCAGCAGCCUGUGCAGCAGAGUGAAAGCUCCAGAAAGGCUUUACUGCUUUCAGGCAUUGUGGACAAAGAAAUUCUCUAAACAGUGUCUUCUGCUUUUGUUCAGUCACAAAAGAGUAGGAUUCUGUUGUGAAAGGAAAAUAUUAAGGGAAUUUCUGUUGCAAAUGUGUGCAGGCAAGAAAAGCACAAUUUCAGGCUCUUCCAUGCACUAUCAAUCUAAUGAGGGUUUUUCAACACAGUGCUUCAUUCCAGGAGAGAAGUUAGGCUGAUACAUAUGUGAGUAUAAAUUCCUCUUUGGGGCAUUCCUGCUGGACAUGAUCAAGCACCUUCUCUUCUUAAAAGUUAAAAUAGCGACAGUUGUCACCUGUCCAAAAUGUCUCCUGGCAUGUCUUCCCUUCAUGGCUGAGUGCUUGGGCAGUUCACAAGGAAUGUGGGAGUGUCUGGUGCACAGGAUCAUACUCUGAUUCACCCGGGUGCAGCUUUGCAGAGCUCACAGCAGCUCUCAGGUCCAUGGUCUUGCUGAUGCCACAAUUCCUGGCAGUAACCCUGCAGUCUGUACAUCCAAGGAGAGGUCCUGGUACAGGUGUCCUGCACAACUGAACCCCUGACCCUCAGCCAGGGAAACUCCUGGACUCUUACAAGUUGCUUUUCCUACAAUAUUUAAUUACCCUAACCUUGGGAUUACAUUUCUGUCUUUUCCAGAGAUGUGAUUAAACUCUAAUAAAAUAACCAUUUCACUUAAAUAGUUUUAAAAAGCUGUAAUCCCCUCAAAGAAAUAUUUUAGCUCUGUUAAUGACUGCUGGCUGAAAUGUUAUGUUUGUAAUGAGUUUAUCCAAAGGAACUUAGAGAAGGCACCUGAUGCCCUAGGGCAGAAUGGUGUACUGCAGCUCAAUUUGGUUUUACAGUUUAAACAAAUAUAAUUUAUAAAUAAAAUGCUUUCAUUAUUUAACAAGUAAUUUUGGUUAAAAAAUUUCUCAGAUUAAACACAUAUCGAACUAGUGUUCUUCUUAAUCACUAAGUACACAAAAACAUUAGUUCUUUUGUACUGUUUUUGGUCAAAAUAUCCCCCACACUCAUUGCAUAAGAUGAAAUUUUGGUAUUAUAAGAAAAUUUCACAACAGCCGUAACUUUUACCUCCCAAAAACAAACUCUCACUUUAAAGAAUGGUUGAAUUCUAUCCUGACAUUUGGAAUUGCUUGAUGAUGAUGUUGUGCUAGGAAAACAGCAGCCACAAACAGAGCAGGAAUAAGGAAAAAAGAAAGCGUGUAGGCAAAAUAAUGAUUCUUCUUGGAAUUGGAUAUUUUAAGUUUCCGGUCAAAGCUUAUUGUGCCUUGCAGUAGUCACAGAAUUCCAAAUAUUUCAGAUUUUAAAUCCACUGAUUAUUCCCUUCCCUUUCAAUAGGCUGCUUAUUUCUAGUCUUUUUGAUAAAUACAAAAAUAUAAUAUGAUUUAUUAUCUAGUACUUAAAUAGUGAAACUCCUAAGUAAAUGAAAUAUUUUUAUUUGGAUUUGGAAUAAAAGAAAAAUAAAAAUCAGGCUUCCAAAUCAUGUGACAAGCAACAGAACCCACAUGGAUUUUAUCAGCUUAUGACCACUAAAAACCUGCCCAAAGGAAAUUAGGGUUGGGGUUGAUACAUAAAUCAGUGGUAGGUGCCAGUUGACUGGUUUCCAUAUCAACUAUAACUCUGAAAUUUGUGAAUGCAAACACUCAGCUGUAAAAGUGCACAGCUGACUGUGUCAUUUGGAGAGUGCUGGUGCUGCUGUGGGACCCGGGCACACUUGGGAGGGCCUGGAGCACCCUGAGAGUCCCCAGGUAAUGCUGUUUCUAAUAAUAAAUUAAAUCUCCUUCACUCUAUCCCUUUACAGGGUGAUUCUGGUUCUAGAAUUUGUUCUGGACAGGAAAAAAAAAAGAGCAAGUGAAGACAGAGAAUCCUUUGUCAUAUUGUCAUAUGACAGAUAAUGUGACAAUGGCUGUUGUGGUCAUGCAAAUGAGAUCUUCUUGUUCCCAGUCAGUUGGGGUCAUCUAACAAGGAAUCAUAUUCAAAUUGUAAAACUAAAAGAGUUUGUGAAAUACUCUGUUCAUAUUUUGUUCAUGUUUCUUCAAGUUUUGAACUUCUGCAGGUCUCCCAUGUAACAGACUGAAUUACAGAUAAUAUUUUGAGCUAUAACUAGCAUCUCCUUACUCCAGGAAUUUUGAUAAUAUGUGCUAUCAUUUAUAUCCAAACAUGCUGAAAUAAGACUAACUACCAGUGUACCUGAAAGAUGCUUAGGUAACCAGAAUGUGCCAAAAAGUCAGGCAAAAUAUGUGGGUUAGCUUUCAGCCACCAGCAAAGCUGGGAUAAGAUAGAAUACCUCAAGGCAUAACAUUUUGUUUUUUGUUAGUGUUAGACUGUUGUCUGUGACUCUACCACUUUCCUUUGCUUCUGGCCAAAAGAGCAAACAGAUACUGUUUCCAAGCAAAUGAAAUAAACCAGCUAUAUUUCUAUAAAAAAAGGAAAAGUUGCUAACAUUUUCCUUAUCUAUGUCUGGAAGCUGCUGUUUGCUCUGCCCCCAGUACACUGAACCCGUCCUUGCUAUUCCUUGGCUGCCGCCCGUCCCACACCCCCUGUGCUGUGCCAGGACAUCUUGCUGCUUUGUUUUCAUGAAUAAGUGUCACAGUGACCCUCAGCACGUGGGCUUUCCAGGACUCUCAGCUAAAUGGAGAUGCUCACAAUGCUUUAUUGUUAGCAGCGAGCACGGCUGGAGGAGCUGGGUACCCCUGGAUGGUUGAAAUCCUGAGCAGCAGAGCAGAGCAGAGCAGCAGGAGCCAUGUCUCUGCCCUUCCGAAAGGAGCUGGAGAAGUACAAGAAUAUCAACGAAGAUGAAAUACUCAGCAAGCUCUCAGAGGAUGAACUGAAGCAGCUAGAACAUGUUCUUGAUGACCUUGAUCCUGAGAACGCCCUGCUUCCAGCGGGAUUUCGGCAGAAGGACCAGACCACUAAACCUGCCACGGGCCCCUUCGACAGAGAGCGCCUGCUCUCCUACCUGGAGAAGCAAGCUCUGGAGCACAAGGACAGAGAAGACUUCGUACCCUUUACAGGGGAAAAGAAAGGAAAAAUAUUUAUCCCUAAAGAAAAGCCCGUAGAAACCCGCACAGAAGAGAAGGUGACCCUGGAUCCAGAACUAGAAGAGGCCUUGGCCAGUGCUUCUGAUACCGAGCUCUAUGACCUUGCAGCUGUUCUUGGAGUGCACAACAUGGUCAACAACCCAAAAUUUGAUGAGGCAGGAGCCCGCGGUAAAGAUGGAAAAGGAAUCGUGAGAAAUGUGGUGAAAGGUGAAAAGGUCAAGCCCAUCUUUGAGGAGCCACCCAAUCCAACCAAUGUGGAAGCAAGUCUACAAAGGAUAAAAGCAAAUGAUCCUAGUCUCACAGAAGUUAAUCUCAACAACAUAAAGAAUAUUCCUAUUCCAACACUGAAAGAAUUUGCAAAAGCUCUGGAAACCAACACACAUGUGAAGACAUUCAGCCUUGCAGCUACUCGAAGCAAUGAUCCUGUAGCUAUUGCAUUUGCAGAUAUGUUGAAAGUGAACAAAACACUGAAGAGUCUGAAUGUAGAAUCCAACUUCAUCACUGGGACAGGGAUUUUGGCGCUGAUUGAUGCACUGAAAACGAAUGAAUCCCUAACAGAGAUUAAAAUUGACAACCAGAGGCAGCAGCUUGGGACAGCUGUAGAGAUGGAGAUUGCCAAGAUGCUGGAGGAGAACUCCAGGAUUCUCAAGUUUGGAUACCAAUUCACAAAACAAGGUCCAAGAACCAGGGUGGCAGCAGCUAUCACUAAAAACAACGACCUGGUUCGGAAGAAGCGGGUGGAAGGGGAGCGGCAGUAGCCACAGCGCCGAGGACACCAGGCAGGACUGGAGCCCACCACCACUGCAGCCUCAGAGUGCUCACUGCUCAGAAGGGAAGGCACUGGAAAACUAUUACCAUGGGAGUUGCUGAUUUCUGUUAAUGUCUCCUUUUAACCUUGAAAACAGAGCCUGCACGUUUUUAAUUUUCAUGGUUAAUUUAAUUCUUAUGAGAAAGGUUCAUAGUUGGUUUGAUUUUAAUGAAGAAAAUGGUUUGCAGUAUCUGAAGCCAAUAUGCAGCAUCUUAACCAUGUUCCUGAGCAUAACAUGACUCUGACCCUUAUUUUAGACACUUUUUGAUAUAUGAAAAUAUGACCUUGAAUAUGGAUAAGGGAUUCUCUGCUGAAAAUAGAAAUUUUAGGGCCAAGUUCUGCAAUGCCUUAUGUUUGUGAAUAAUCCUUACUUAUGUGUAUAGUCCUGCUGAACUGAAUCCUGCAAUGGGCUGCUCCCAGGAGUAGAACUAGUGAUGCCAGUACAGGUCUGCAGGUUCACACCCCUGAGCCUCUCUCCUGCAGUGGGAUCUGGGCAGCUGGACCCACCUCGGAACAGCUCCUGCCACCCUUGUUGGGUCUGCACCCACCCAGCUCCCAGCGCAGGAUCACGCCUAGACGUACACACGUUCUCAAAGCGUACUUGUUUACAUAAGCUUAGGUUAGGUGGAUCAUUUUGCAAUGUUACACUGAUGGUUUUUAUUCUUACUCCACAUUGUAAAGUAAUAUUAGUGCUGCCAAUCCUGUAGACACUGAAUGUUUUGGGGUUUUUUUUCUAGGCCAACAAGUUUUUGUUUGCUACUAGAAUGCACAGUUUACAGCUAGUGAUCUUAACCUAAACAAGUAUUCUGAGCAAUAUUUGUUUUGCUUUGAGCCAUGAGUUUGACUUUUUUUAGUCCUGUAUUUAUAUACGUUUGUUAGCAUUAUAGGACUGUUCUCAGGACCUUUUAGAUGAAGAUUAAUUAAAUACUUAAUCCAAGAAAGCCACUGUGCUACCAGGGAAAGACACUAAAGACGUAGUUUUGACAGCUACAUGCCUGACAUUUAUCUGCUGCAGCUGAGGUUUGUCCCUGCAUCACAAGGCACAUGAGUAUUCGUGCCAGUGUUUAUCUGAAUAAGGGCAGAUUUAAGCUCAUGCAGAAAUACUUUGCUAAAUCAUGGCUUUAACUUACAUGCUGGACAUUAUCUUAACCCAGUGGAAAACACUCACGAAGCAGCAGCUAACCCCAACGCUCAACAGCAUCAAAAUUUCAGUAAUACUUCAGUCUGAUGUGUCAUUUUGUGUAUUUUACCAUCUAAAACUACUCUCUACCACAGUUGUAUCACUGCCAACAGCUGACUGACAGGCAGAGGUUCAUUUUGGCUCCACGGGCACAGGCUGUGAGAGCCAAGGGACGCUCAGGUCAGAGGUGUCACACACCCCAAGCUUGCAGAAAUGCUCCUGCAGGCAGCGCUGCCACCCGGGGCACUCCGGCCUCUCUGAGACAGGGAUGAAGCACUGCUGUGGGCAGUGCUGGACACCUCAGUCACUGCAGAACUUGCAGGAGUGGCUCAGGAUUAGCAGGGAAGCUGUGGGGUGCUGGAAUCAGAGACACAGGGAGCCCCAGAGCAGGCAGUGCUUGGCACGGUUCCCUGAGCGAUGCUUUCACCUUGCUGAGGUGUGAGCUAGCAGGAUGAACCCUCCCUCUGUGCCUUUUGUAAGGGAAAGGAGAAGGUGCAAGGCAAGGCUCUUCCUGUUGGAUACUGGUCUUUGUAGUGGGGCCCAAAGUGAAUAACACUUGCUGAAAUCCCACUUAAAAUACUUGGCUGAAGUGGUCUGCUGAGCUGGGAUAAAAGUGCAGUGGCCACAGUUUACUCCCCCAGCAGCUCCCAGUCUCUACAUUUUCCACUUCCUUCCUUCCCCAGAAUAAACUGAAACCUUUGCUUUGCAAAUAAAACAAAACACACAGGGGACUCUUGCUAAGGUUUUCCCUGGAUCCAUGCAGGAUUUGCUGUGAAAAACUUUGAUCUCCUAUUAAAAAAAAUUACAAUUUCUGUAAUACAGUCAUAACUCUGCAUGGGCUUAAAUAGAAUCCUUAGAAAACAUUUGGAUUACAAGGGGAAUACUGGGCUUUGCACCAUGAAGUUUCAUGGUGGGAAGAAUCCUCAUCCACAGCAUCUAAAGAUUAUGUUACUGACAACCUUCAGUGAUAGGAACCACUCUGCCCCUAAUUUCUUGUUCGUUUCCUUUGCUCCAACCAAGGGAAUCCCAAUUAUCAAUCGUUUGAAGAUUUUUUAAUGGUUAUUUUUUCUUUUUUAGUGGUACGUAUCUGUGUUCAAGGGAGACAAGUGCAAUCCAUUUCUAGUCUUAGUUGCCAUUGACAGUGUUGGUAUUUGCAUGCAGCAGUUUCACAAGGAUGGGCUGGUCUGGCUGCUUCAUGGUGUCUGCAGCAUGUCCUGGAUGGCUUUGCUCAGAGCCACACAUGAGCUUACGCAGUCAGGUGUGAUUUGCAGCCCCAGUUUGCACUGAGGUACCUGGCUGGGGAAAGCUCUGGGGCUCUCCAUCCCCUCAUCUGCCCUUCCCUUUGCAAAGCCACGGUUCCUCUGAGGGAAGAGCCUCACCCUUGGAGGGAUCAUCUCCAACUCCAGCCCCACCAUGAGUGAGGAGACAGGGCCAGAGCUGUGCACCCCAUGGCCAGGACCUGGGAGCCUGGCUCCUUCCAGCAUGUGUGAGGAGAGCUCCCAAUCCCCGGCUGUUUUCUGCAGGCAGCUGCUGCCAGCCCCUGCCAGGGGGCUCAGUGACCAGAGAUGUCUUUGUUCUGCCUCUUCUGUGUGCUCCACACAAGGCCUUGGCUGUCACCAGCCUUGAGUGUCACAGGUCAGACAUUGCAGCAAUAUAAAGAUCUGUUGGAUGCAACAACAGCACACAGUGGUGAUGCUUGGAGGCAGAUUUUCACACUACUACAGGAUUAUUUAGCUGGUUAAAAAUCUCUGCAACUAACAAAAAGGGGGGCAGGAUGAGUUAUUUCAUAUCCUACUUUCAGACAACAUCUGCAUUGUCAAUGCUAAAUGGGGAACAAGGACAGAAAAGUCCCUUUUUCUUAAGCAAACGUUCAGGAGUAACUGUCUAUUUUUGCACAUUGCUUCUCGUGUUGACUGCUUCAGUUUGGUUUGUAUUUUUUAUACAGGUUUUUUCAUGGAAAUGCUCAACUUUGUGUGUGUCCUAAUGUCCCUGUGAAGUGUAGCGUGCACUGAGGACCAUAUGUGUACAUGUAUAAAUGGCAAUGUUAGCUCUGGAACAGAUGUAACUGCAUGCGCACAGUGUGGUGCAUAUUACUCAAGAGGAAGAGAAUUACCACGCUAUGUAACAGUGACUCCCCAGCAUUGUGGUUUUUCUAAAUAAACCUUCACAAAAGAUUUGGA